CAGUAUUGUUGCCUGAAUCCGGCCACAAAUCGUUGGGCCAUGGCCGUGGCCAGUGAUGAGAAGUAUGUCCCUGGCAAGGGCUUGGACCGAAGCGCCAAUGCUCGUUUGAGGGCUCGACAGGCCGAGGAAAAGCAACGUGCGAAGGACGUGGAGUCUGAACUUCCGUGGCAGGACACGUCGGCGCAGACGGAUUUUCUGCUGGGCAAUGGCGCUCAGAAGGUGGCCAGGUGUGGGAAGUGCACGCGGCCGCUCGAUGCGGCAGCGGUGGAUGCGAAAGUCUUCGUGUGCUCGCGGUGCGAGCCAGGAAAAGGCGGGCGUGAAGUAGUCGACGGCGGACGUGCAAGAGGAGUCGAAGGCUCUUCAUGGAGCGGUUGGAGCGAUUCCAAAGGCAGACGGGACGGCUGGGAAGGUUGGCACAGCUGGAGCAGCCACGAUUGGAGCAGAGGAAAGUGGUGACAAAAGUGCCGUUAGAGAGAGAGAGAGAGGAGAAGCACGUUUGCAUCGCUACAUCCAUCCUCUCCAGAUCAGAAUGUUUGCUGCGACUCGACGUUGGUUGUGUCCUUGCUCGAUGGAUGAUAUUGAUCACCGCAUGAGAGAGCGCAAAGGAAAGACCGCAAGAGAGAGAGAGAGAGAGCGCCUUCCACAGUGAGAGCACCUGUCAUUCCGAUUCCUUUCGUACACAGACCGG
Messenger RNA from Durusdinium trenchii, 688 nucleotides. The record is from the annotation of a GenBank genome assembly. Lineage: Eukaryota; Dinophyceae; Suessiales; Symbiodiniaceae.